UUGUGGUUUUUGUUUACACAUUUUCACAGCAGAAAAGCCUAUAAAUUGCCUUGUUGGUCAGGAAAAUAUCUCAUUUUAUCAGUCGCUGUUUAGUUAAAAAGUUAAUUGGUGCUAUCAUUUCCACAAUUAGAAUGAGUGGCGAGUCGAAAUACCUCCGCGUGGCUCUUCUUCAGCUGAAAGUCGGUAAGAAUAAGGAGGAAAAUGUCUCACGUGCCAUUGCAAAGAUUCGUUCAGUUGUCACGGAUCAUGGACCAAAAUCUUCCUCGUGGACGUCGAAGAAUAAGAAUUUUCUCGCCAUUCUCCCGGAAUGCUUCAACUCUCCGUACGGUGUGAAGUAUUUCAAUGAGUACGCUGAAACCGUACCCGAUGGCUAUACGUCGCAAGAGCUAUCAAAAAUUGCCAAAGAAUUGGGAAUCUACCUCAUUGCUGGAUCAAUUCCCGAAAGAGAAUCCGCGGGAUCGUCCAAGCUCUUCAAUACCUGCACAAUUUGGUCCCCAGAGGGGAGUCUCAUUGAUAAAUAUCGCAAAAUGCACCUCUUUGACAUAGAUAUUCCCGGACAGAUUCGUUUUCAGGAAUCAGAGACACUCAGUCCAGGAAACAAUUUGGUCACAUUCACCAUUGAUGAAGCAAAGAUUGGUCUUGGGAUUUGCUACGAUAUGCGAUUCGAAGAGCUGGCACGUCUUUACAGACUCGACGGAUGCAACUUCCUCGUAUAUCCGGGUGCCUUCAACAUGACCACGGGACCUCUCCAUUGGACUGGACUACAGUGUGGUAGAGCCACUGAUACACAAUCUUAUGUAGCCACAGUGUCUCCAGCACGUGUUGAAGGAUCUGACUACGUUGCCUACGGGCAUUCCUCCAUUAUCGAUCCCUGGGGGAAAAUUCUCGUGGAUGCUGAAGCAGAAGAGAAUACUGUUGUUCGGGAUUUAGAUUUUGCGGAAUGUGAAAAAGUUCGUGAGCAAAUUCCGAUUUUCAAGCAGAGACGGGAAGAUAUUUACAGAACCGUGAAGGUUACAUUCUAAGGGUUCUAAGGAAUAAAAAAGUCAUAAAGAUUUAUUUUUUCUAUUAUAAUUAAUAUGGGAAAUAUUAAAUAAAAAAAAGGUUUUUGCAA
Molecule: messenger RNA, 1111 nt
Organism: Lutzomyia longipalpis
Lineage: Eukaryota; Metazoa; Arthropoda; Insecta; Diptera; Psychodidae
Product: omega-amidase NIT2-like
Exons: 4
Coding region: 132-1022 (296 amino acids)
Biological process (GO): L-glutamine metabolic process; oxaloacetate metabolic process
Cellular component (GO): mitochondrion
Molecular function (GO): omega-amidase activity
Source: RefSeq, a predicted model, not a curated record